Styela clava is the source of this 1933-nucleotide messenger RNA. NCBI's taxonomy places the organism in Eukaryota, Metazoa, Chordata, Ascidiacea, Stolidobranchia, Styelidae. The record is from RefSeq and is a predicted model, not a curated record.
AUGAUACAAAUAUAUCUACUACUAAGUAUUGCAAUUGGAUUUGCGGCUGGCGGUGAUCUAACAGGAGGCUACAUAAAUGGCUUUGAUAGUGAAGUAGCAUGCGUUUCUUUGAAGAAUGCUUCAUAUCAUAUAAUAAAACUAUGUUGUCUAUAUCCACGUACUGUAGAUAUCCCUCCACCUCCGCCAAAUUGUCCUGGAGACAAAGUUCACACAGACUGUGCAUCUUCGUGUCAAAACUCUUGUGAAGUUCAACAUGAUGGGUGUACACUUCAAUGUGAUCCACACAAACAUUGUGUUUGUCCUCCGGGAACUGUUGAAAUAACUACUGGAUCGGAUAAGUGCGUUGAGCCGUUAAAAUGUCCAGAACAACCGACAUGCUCGAACCUUAUUCCUGAAAGAAGAACGGACUGCGGAGGUGGAUUAGGAAAAGAAAAAUGUGAAGCAAAAGGAUGUUGUUGGGACAGCAGUAUUACUGGGGUCAAUUGGUGUUUCUAUAAAGAUAUGUGCAUUUAUACUGAUCCAUUGAACAGAGUUGAUUGCGGAGGAGGAUUAGGAAAAGCCAAUUGUGAAGCAAAAGGAUGUUGUUGGGAUAACAGUAUCCUUGGUGUCAUAUGGUGCUUUCAUGAAACAGAUAUUCCUCCACCUCCGCCGAAAUGUACUGGAGACAAAGUUCACACAGACUGUGCAUCUUCGUGUCAAGACUCUUGUGAAGUUCAACAUGAUGGGUGUACACUUCAAUGUGAUCCACACAAACAUUGUGUUUGUCCUCCGGGAACUGUUGAAUUAACUUCUGGAUCGGAUAAGUGCGUAGUACUGUCAAAAUGCCCAGAUAUUCCUCCACCUCCGCCGAAAUGUCCCGGAGACAAAGUUCACACAGACUGUGCAUCUUCGUGUCAAGACUCUUGUGAAGUUCAACAUGAUGGGUGUACACUUCAAUGUGAUCCACACAAACAUUGUGUUUGUCCUUCGGGAACUGUUGAAAUAACUACUGGAUCGGAUAAGUGCGUAGUUCUGACAAACUGCCCAGACCAACCAACCUGCUCAAACCUCCUUCCCGAAAGACGAAGAGACUGUGGACGUAGAUUGGGAAAAGGAAAAUGUGAAGCAAAGGGAUGUUGUUGGGACAGGAGCAUUUCUGGAGUGAAAUGGUGUUUUUACAAAGACAUGUGCAUUUAUACUAAUCCAAAGAACAGAGUUGAUUGCGGAGGAGGAUUAGGAAAAGCCGAAUGUGAAGCAAAAGGAUGUUGUUGGGAUAACAGUUUCACUGGUGUUAAUUGGUGCUUUCACAAAUCAGAUGUCCCCUCACCUCCGCUAAAAUGUCCUGGAGACAAAGUUUAUACAAAAUGUGCAUCUUCGUGUCAAGACUCUUGUCUAGUUCAGCAUUCUCUUUGUACGCUUGAAUGUAAUCCAUUCAAAAAUUGUGUUUGUCCUAAAGGAACAGUGGAAAGGAAGCCAGGAUCGAAAGAAUGUAUCAAACUGUCGGAUUGUCCUGGCGUGUGCAAUUACAAGGAACCAAGCGCUAGAAUUGACUGCGGAGCAUCGAGCAACAGAAAAUGCAAAGCGAAGGGAUGUUGCUGGGAUAACAAUAUUUACAAUCUCAACCGGUGUUUUCAUAAAACAACCGUUCCCAAGCGCUGCCCACCUGUUGAUCCUGCAGAGCCCGUUUGCGUCGAAGGCUGCCGCAAAAGUACUGAUUGUAAAAAUGGCCAAUCCUGCUGCAGCACUGGAUGUGGUCAUAGAUGCAUGAAUAAUUAUUUUGGUGGAUAAGAUGUUCGCAAAAAAUAUGAUAUUGGAUUUUCAAGCAUAGAAGUUAGUUAUAAUAUACGUUGAAUUGAAACUGUAUAAAUGUUAUAAUAUAAGGUCCCGUAAUUUCGCUAAUACAUGGUUUAAAAUGUUGUAACAUCUUCUUGGUGCUCCAUAAUAAAAAUGGUGA